Molecule: messenger RNA, 3160 nt
Organism: Pantherophis guttatus
Lineage: Eukaryota; Metazoa; Chordata; Lepidosauria; Squamata; Colubridae
Gene: RRM1
Product: ribonucleotide reductase catalytic subunit M1
Biological process (GO): deoxyribonucleotide biosynthetic process
Cellular component (GO): ribonucleoside-diphosphate reductase complex
Molecular function (GO): ribonucleoside-diphosphate reductase activity, thioredoxin disulfide as acceptor; ATP binding
Source: RefSeq, a predicted model, not a curated record
GGGAAAGCGUCUGGCGGGCGAUCGGCUGAGGCGGCUGAGGCGGCGGCGGAGCUCCUCGUCCGGCCCGGCACCAUGCACGUCGUCAAGCGAGAUGGCCGCCAUGAGCGGGUUAUGUUCGACAAGAUCACCUCCCGGAUCCAGAAGCUCUGCUACGGCCUCAAUUUGGAUUUUGUGGACCCCGCUCAAAUCACCAUGAAGGUGAUCCAGGGUCUGUACAGUGGGGUGACCACGGUCGAACUGGACACACUGGCGGCUGAGACGGCAGCCACUCUCACAACCAAGUACCCCGACUAUGCCAUCCUGGCCGCACGCAUCGCAGUCUCCAACCUGCACAAAGAAACGAAGAAAGUCUUUAGCGAUGUGAUGGAAGACCUCUACAACUACGUGAAUCCACACAACAGCAAGCAUUCGCCCAUGAUCUCCAAAGAAACCCUGGACAUUGUACAAGCCAACAAGGAUCGACUGAACUCUGCAAUAAUCUAUGAUCGGGAUUUCUCCUACAAUUACUUUGGCUUUAAGACCCUGGAGCGCUCCUAUCUUCUGAAAAUCAAUUCUAAAGUGGCCGAGCGUCCCCAGCACAUGCUGAUGAGGGUCUCGGUGGGGAUCCACAAGAACGACAUCGAGGCGGCCAUUGAGACCUACAACCUCCUGUCCGAGAAGUGGUUCACCCAUGCUUCCCCCACCCUCUUCAACGCCGGCACCAACCGCCCUCAGCUCUCCAGCUGCUUCCUCCUGUGCAUGAAGGACGACAGCAUUGAGGGCAUCUACGACACACUGAAGCACUGCGCACUCAUCUCCAAGUCCGCGGGGGGAAUCGGGGUGGCCGUGAGCUGCAUCCGGGCCACCGGCAGCUACAUUGCCGGGACCAAUGGCAACUCCAACGGGCUGGUCCCCAUGUUGAGGGUCUACAACAACACGGCUCGCUACGUGGACCAAGGGGGAAAUAAGAGACCCGGGGCCUUCGCCAUCUACCUGGAGCCCUGGCACUUUGACAUCUUUGAGUUUCUUGACUUGAAGAAGAACACCGGGAAGGAGGAGCAGAGGGCUCGGGACCUUUUCUACGCGCUCUGGAUCCCGGACCUCUUCAUGAAACGGGUGGAGACCAACCAGGACUGGUCCCUGAUGUGCCCAAACGAAUGUCCCGGGCUGGAUGAGGUCUGGGGAGAAGAGUUUGAGCGGCUCUACGAAAGCUACGAGAAGCAAGGCCGGGUGCGCAAAGUGGUGAAGGCCCAGCAGCUCUGGUACGCCAUCAUUGAGUCUCAGACGGAGACGGGGACACCCUACAUGCUCUACAAGGACUCCUGCAACCGGAAGAGCAACCAGCAGAACCUGGGCACCAUCAAGUGCAGCAACCUCUGCACCGAGAUUGUGGAGUACACCAGCAAUGAUGAGGUUGCCGUCUGCAACCUGGCCUCCAUAGCCCUGAACAUGUACGUGACGCCGGAGCACACAUACGACUUCCAGAGGCUGGCCGAGGUCACCAAGGUCAUCGUCCGGAACCUGAAUAAGAUCAUCGACAUCAACCACUACCCGGUGCCGGAGGCCGAGACCUCCAACAGGCGCCACCGCCCCAUUGGCAUUGGGGUGCAGGGCCUGGCCGACGCCUUCAUCCUCAUGAGGUUCCCCUUCGAGAGCCCCGAGGCCCAGCUGCUCAACCAGCAGAUCUUCGAGACCAUCUACUACUGGGCCCUGGAGGCCAGCUGCCAGCUCGCCAGGGAAGACGGGCCCUACGAGACCUACCAGGGCAGCCCGGUCAGCAGAGGAAUCCUUCAGUACGACAUGUGGGACGUGACCCCCACGGGCCUUUGGGACUGGAGCGCUCUGAAGGCCAGAAUCGCACAGUAUGGGGUCAGGAAUAGCCUCCUGGUGGCCCCGAUGCCCACAGCUUCCACGGCUCAGAUUUUGGGGAACAAUGAGUCCGUGGAGCCCUACACCAGCAACAUCUACACCCGCCGUGUUCUCUCGGGGGAGUUCCAGAUAGUGAACCCCCACUUGCUGAAGGACCUGACCGAGAGGGGCCUGUGGAACGAGGAGAUGAAGAACCAGAUCAUCGCCUUCAGCGGCUCCAUCCAGAAUAUCCCAGAGAUUCCCGAGGACUUGAAGCAGCUCUACAAGACGGUGUGGGAGAUCUCGCAGAAGACCAUCCUGAAGAUGGCGGCUGACAGGGGGGCCUUCAUCGACCAGAGCCAGUCUCUCAACAUCCACAUUGCGGAGCCCAACUAUGGCAAGCUGACCAGUAUGCACUUCUAUGGCUGGAAACAGGGCCUGAAGACGGGGAUGUACUACCUGCGGACCAAGCCGGCAGCCAAUCCCAUCCAGUUCACCCUCAACAAGGAGAAGCUGAAGGAGAAGACCUCCAAGGAAGAGGAGGAGAAAGAGAGGAACACGGCGGCCAUGGUCUGCUCCCUGGAGAACCGGGAUGAGUGCCUGAUGUGUGGGUCUUAAGGAGCCUCUGGGCCCCCUCGGCCUCCUUCCGCCUCCCCCAGUGCCCCCCCUCCGCUAAGCUAGGUUAGGAAGUUCUAGGUCACUCUGCAGGGCUGCCAGGCCAUGGUGCUGUGCCUGCAGGAAAUUGGGUUACCAUCCUGCACUGGCCUUCCCUUGCAAAGUGGCCAAGGUAGGAUUGGGGGAUUAGGUCAAGGGAGAGGGGGAAGGGAAGAACUGGGGGUCCAACAGCUGUAGCCAGAACCUGUAAGUGCCCUUGAGUAGCUGUGGAGGGGCUGUUCCUUAUUCACUCCCAGGGAGGCAGGUUCAGCCUAAGCUGCCUUGAUGAUCACGUUUUGUGCCUGACCUCCUUCCUCCUUUCUGGGACCCCUUCUGAGGGUCUCCUGCCCCUUUGCCCUUUUCCAUGUCUCCCUGGCUCCCUCUUUGGGGAAGAAAUCAGUUCUUAGGACAAUUUCUUCCUCUCUGCCUUGUCACAAAUCCUUGGAAAACUUUGCUCCGUUAAGAUCCCGACUGUACUCAGUUGCCAGGCUGGGCUGCUGGGACUGAACCAAAGGAUGUUCCUUGACUUCAUUGUGUAGUUUUCUAACAAAAUCCACGGCUUCCGUUUUGACUAUUUAUUGUAUUCGGCUACUCUGUAUUGUAUUCGGCUACUCUGCACCUGAAUCCUUGAGGCUUGUCGAAUACAUCAAUAAAGACUCCAGUGGGAGGAUUAAAGGGC